Molecule: messenger RNA, 855 nt
Organism: Fusarium falciforme
Lineage: Eukaryota; Fungi; Ascomycota; Sordariomycetes; Hypocreales; Nectriaceae
Exons: 1
Coding region: 10-855 (281 amino acids)
Source: RefSeq, a predicted model, not a curated record
ACAAGCAAUAUGACGCGAAGCAUCAUCCUCACACCCUUUUUCCUUUCACAGGACUCCAUCAAACUUGGUCGCUUCGUCACCAGAAUCGACCAUCCCCACCAGAACCACCAUGAUCCUCCCUCUGCAGGUCAACCCCGCGUCCUAGUUUCACUCCUCGACUCCUACACUGGUCAACACGAAACGGCCAGUCGUUCUGCCUUCAACGCGUCCUUAACAUCUCUGCUGUCUGCCAGCUUCUCUAAGCGCGCUAAGAUGAAGAUUUGUGUGGCCACGGAUCGCGUCAAGACUUACACCCUCGAUAAUUCUGACAGCUGGUUUGACGAAGCGAUAGGCCAAGCCGCCACCCGAGGCUGGAUCGAGCGAGCCUUAGAUCGAGGUGAAGAUAUAUACAUGAUCGUCGGUUAUCGCACAGUCACGGAUGCCAGCGUUAGCCAGGCGUCGAUUUUGGGAAACAGCGCCGAGGGCCAGAUCACGGUUCCAGCUACCCUGUCCCUUGCUGCAGCUGGAGCCAUUGUGCCGAUCGGGGGUCUACUUGACCCUAGUGUUGGGAUCCGUCAACAAGGCCUGGAUGGAGCGACAUCGCAAUUCAUGGCACCGGGCGAACAGGUAUGCGCGUUUGAGUAUCGCAAGCUUUGCCACAGAUGGCUCUCCAGCAAGCAUGUAGACAACUCUCGAUUGUCGGGCGUGCGUCAGUGGUCAUCGGUGGAGAGAUCGAGGGAUGAGGAGGACGGUGAAGACGAUGUGAUCGAGGUCGAAUUGACGGAAGUGGACGACUUGGAUGGAGACUUGGAUGGAGACUGGGAUAAGGAGGUUGUGGGAAACGAGACCAUAUUCAUGCGCUCAUCCGAGAAAUGA